AUGUACACACUGAGAGCACAGCCCUGUCGCCGCCAAGUCCCUGCGGUGCGCCCUGCUGACCAACAGUCCCUCCUGGGUGCCCACCAGAGGAAGCUGCUGGGGAGCUGCUGCUUGCCGGGGAAGGGCCAUCCGCGCCCCCUGCCCCCUGCAGACCUCCCCGCAAGGACCCAGCGCUCCAGCCUGGUAGCCCUGGAAAGCCUCCCCCAGCCGGACUCCCCAAGGCAUGGAGGGCCCGAGUUCUCCUUUGACCUGCUGCCCGAGGCCCGGGCCAUUCGAGUGGCCGUCCAGCCCGGCCCCGAGGCCAGCGUGCGUCUCUGUCACCAGCGGGUCCUGGGGUGCGAAGAGCUGAGCAGCCCCUUCGAUGGUGGCGGGGGCCAGACUGUGGACCUGCCGUACGAGUUCCUUCUGCCCUGUCUGUGCGUAGAGCGGGGAGCGUGGGCGUCCUACCUGCAAGUGGACACCGUGAGGCGCAAAAAGUGUCCCUUCCAGAGCCGGCCGGAAGCCUACGGCCCGGACUUCUGGAAGUCAGUGCGCUUCACUGACCUCAGCCAGCGCGGUCAGAUGGUCAUGGCGGCCACCCUCCGCUGCCCGCUGAAGCUGGAGGCCUCCCUCUGCCAGGCGCAGGGCGGGCCGGCGCCCUGCCAGGACGUCCCGAACGCCAGGGCCCGGGAGUCGCAGGGGUGGUUCGUGUUGGAUCAGGUGGACCUGCACCCCCAGCUCUGCUUCAAGUUCUCCUUCGGAAACAGCAGUCACGUUGAAUGCCCGCACCAGACAGGUGAGCCCACGUCUUGGAACGUGAGCAUGGACACCCGGGCCCAGCAGCUGGUCCUCCGCUUCUCCUCUCGGACGCAGGCCACCUUCAGUGCUGCCUGGACGCCGCGGCCCGGCCGGGGCAGCCUGGCGCCCGCCCAGUACUCAGUUCACCAGUCUCGGGGCUCCAGCCCAGGGUCGCUGUACCUCAUCAUCCCCUUCCGGAGGCCGGGGGACUGUGUCCUGGUGUGGCGGUCAGAUGUCCAGUUUGCCUGGAAGCGCCUCCUGUGUCCUGAGGUCUCUCACAGACGCCUGGGACUCUUGCUGCUGGCACUGCUGGCUCUCACCGUUUUGGGGGGCAUUGUGCUGGUCCGCACCUGCCAGCGCCCACCACUGUCAGGAAGGGAGCCGGUGGGCACCAAGAGCCCAGUGCGGCACGGGAAGCGGAAAAGGCCCGGGGUGGCCCAGGUGCUCAGGGCACCCUCAGAGCCCCCCUCCUGUGGGAUCCCAGCCUGA
Molecule: messenger RNA, 1266 nt
Organism: Condylura cristata (star-nosed mole)
Lineage: Eukaryota; Metazoa; Chordata; Mammalia; Eulipotyphla; Talpidae
Gene: IL17RE
Product: interleukin 17 receptor E
Molecular function (GO): interleukin-17 receptor activity
Source: RefSeq, a predicted model, not a curated record